AUGAAUUGGGCCUUGCCACUGCGUUGCCGCUGUCACCGCCAGACUCCCCGCCGCCGCCGCCGCCGCAGGCAGCUGCACGCCAACCCAGAGCUCAGCUUUCAGGAGAAUGAGACCAGCGCACUGAUCAGGCAAGCUGACCGCAGACGUUGGUCCGCCCUGGAUGGCCUGGGCAUCCGCUACCGCCACCCGGUCGCCCGCACCGGCAUCGUGGCGGAGGUGGGCGCCGGCCAGCCGGUGGUGGUGCUGCGCGGGGACAUGGAUGCGCUGCCCGUCCAGGAGGCGAGCGGCCUGCCGUACAGCAGCCGCAGGCCGGGCGUCAUGCACGCCUGCGGCCACGACGGCCACACCGCCAUGCUGCUGACAGCCGCCAAGGCGCUCAAGGCGGUGGAAGGCCAGCUGCGCGGCACGGUGCGCCUGCUGUUCCAGCCCGCGGAGGAGGGCGGCGGCGGCGCGUCGUUCAUGGUCGCAGAUGGCGCGCUGGAGGGUGCGGCCGCCGCCUUUGGCAUGCACGUCAACCCGGCAGCCCCCACGGGCACCGUGCACGCCAAGUCGGGGGCCACCUUUGCCGCCGCGGAUCGCUUCUCGGUGGUCAUUCGGGGCGUGGGCGGGCACGCGGGGAUGCCGCACAAGGCGCGGGACGCGGUGCUGGCGGCGUCUAUGGCGGUGGUGGCCCUGCAGCCGCUGCUCUCCCGGGAGGUCAAUCCUUUGGAGGGCGGCGUGGUCACCGUGUCGCGCUUCAACACGGGCGAGGGCGCCCCGAACGUCAUCCCCGAGCGGGUCACCCUGUCUGGCACCAUCCGCGCCUUCUCCGACCCCAUCUUUGCCCAGCUGCGGCAGCGAGUCACUGCCGUGUUCACCAGCACCGCCACAAUGUACGGCUGCAACGCCACCGUGGAGUGGUCGCCGAUGCCCUACCCGCCGCUCAUCACGGACGCCGGCAUGACGGCGCUGGCGCUGGGCUCGGCCGCCAAGGUGGUGGGCAGCGGCAAUGCAGUGGAGAUUUUUGAGCCCUACAUGUACGCCGAAGACUUUGCCUUCCUGGCCGCCAAGGUCCCCUCCGCCUUCCUCAUGCUCGGCAUCCGCAACGACACCGCCGGCUCGGUGCACGGCCUGCACACGCCGCAGUUCAGGCUGGACGAGGCGGCGCUGCCGCUGGGGGCCGCGCUGCACGUCCAGUUUGCGCUCGACUUCCUGAGGAGCAGGCAGCAGGGGGCGGGCGGUGGGGCGGGCGGCGCGGCGGCGGCCAGGGAAGAGCUCUAG
This is a messenger RNA of Chlorella variabilis, 1260 nucleotides long. RefSeq lists its product as hypothetical. The transcript has 7 exons. Lineage: Eukaryota; Viridiplantae; Chlorophyta; Trebouxiophyceae; Chlorellales; Chlorellaceae. Gene Ontology annotation, cellular component: endoplasmic reticulum. Gene Ontology annotation, molecular function: IAA-Ala conjugate hydrolase activity. The record is from RefSeq and is a predicted model, not a curated record. Gene Ontology annotation, biological process: auxin metabolic process. Bases 1 to 1260 code for a protein of 419 amino acids.